Molecule: messenger RNA, 6098 nt
Organism: Melanotaenia boesemani (Boeseman's rainbowfish)
Lineage: Eukaryota; Metazoa; Chordata; Actinopteri; Atheriniformes; Melanotaeniidae
Gene: dnmt3ab
Product: DNA (cytosine-5-)-methyltransferase 3 alpha b
Exons: 24
Coding region: 318-3338 (1006 amino acids)
Biological process (GO): negative regulation of DNA-templated transcription
Cellular component (GO): cytoplasm; nucleus
Molecular function (GO): methyltransferase activity
Source: RefSeq, a predicted model, not a curated record
CUUGAGUUGAGACGGCUGUAUUUAGGACCCGGUGGCAGCAGCCCGUCUGCAGGCCGCUGCAGUCUGAGCGGCGCAUCUGGAAGAGAGCUGGCCGGCUGGGGAGGUGGAGGACGGGGAGAGAAGAGGAAGAAGGCUCCGGGAGCAAGUGAGACAAAAAGGGUCAGACCUGGGACUUGGGGAAAUCGGCAGAGCAAAGAAGAAGGAUCAUCUCUUAAUUUCUUUUUUUUUUUCAUUCUUUUUGAGUUUGUUUUAACCCCAAACCUCAUCAUCUGCACUACACAUCAUCAUUUAUCAUCCACAAGCCUGUAAGAUUAUCAAUGAUGCCGUCCAACACUGUCACCAACACCAACACCACUGCAUUCAAAGGCUCAGACUUUGCUGAUUCACCUGGAAACAGAAUGGGUGAGAGCACAAUACUGGCUAUGGACCUGAUGGCUGAGGAGAGGUCGACUUUAAGUAGUGCCUCUUGUAAAGUUGGCAAGCCAGGAAGGAAGCGCAAGCAAUUCCCAGUCGAGAACUGUGGCUCUCCUAAAGACAGUGUGAGUCUUGGCAACAUCUACACUGGGGUGUGUAGGCCAUCCAUGGCACAAGUCCACAAUGGAGACAUGGGCGGGCACAGAGACAGGAUGCCCGAUGCCUGCUUCCCCAAACAGGAGAAGAGGGAAGUGGAGAAUGGGAUCCCCAGAGACCCCUCCUCCUGCCAGGCAGAGGACAGCUCCCAGGGUCAGAGUCUGAGCCCUUCCCAGGAGAACGGAUUCCUGCCCAACCGGGAGGAGCAGGACUUGGAGAAAGACAAGGAUAGCCUGAUGAUGCCGCGCAAGAAACGAGGGAGGCGGAAACUGGAGCGGCCAACAAAAUAUGUGGAGCACAAGGAGGAGGAUGGGAGCGAUGACCUCAAGACAGAGGCAGGUCGAGGCAGGCUACGAGGGGGAGUUGGUUGGGAGAUCAGCCUUCGUCAGAGGCCCAUGCCCAGAAUAACCUUCCAGGCUGGUGACCCUUAUUACAUUAGCAAGCGGACCAAAGAAGAGUGGCUGACCAAGUGGAAGAUGGAGGCAGAGAAAAAGGCCAAAAUGAUGUCAGCAAUGAACGCGAUGAAGGAUCAUGAGGAGAGUGAAACAGAGACUCAGAACGAAGAGGUCUCAAUAAUCAAACACCCACAGCCUUCAAAGCAGCAGCAGCCGCCUCAGCCUCAGCUACACACACAGCCUCAGUAUCAACAGCAAUCGCAGCCAUCACUACCACAGCAACAGCAACACAAGCUGCAACCUCAGCAGCAGCAGCAGCCUACUGACCCAGCUUCUCCCACUGUGGCCACCACCCCUGAGCCCGUCGCCAUUGGAGGAGGAGAAAAAACUUCCCCCAAGCCUGCAGACACUGAGCCUGAGUAUGAGGAUGGUCGUGGUUUUGGCAUCGGUGAGCUGGUCUGGGGAAAGCUGCGAGGCUUCUCGUGGUGGCCAGGCCGCAUCGUAUCCUGGUGGAUGACGGGCCGGAGCAGAGCUGCUGAGGGAACCAGAUGGGUCAUGUGGUUUGGAGAUGGAAAAUUCUCAGUGGUCUGUGUAGAGAAACUCAUGCCUUUAAGUUCCUUUAAUAAUGCCUUUCACCAACCAACUUAUAAUAAGCAGCCCAUGUACAAGAAAGCUAUUUAUGAGGUGCUACAGGUGGCUAGCAGCCGGGCUGGAAAAGCCUUCAUAGCCUGUCCUGACAGUGACGAGACUGAAACGUCCAAAUCUGUUGAAAUGUUAAACAAGCAAAUGAUUGAAUGGGCUAUGACGGGGUUUCAGCCCACUGGACCCAAGGGCUUAGAGCCACCAGAGGAGGAGCGUAACCCAUACAAAGAGGUGUACCCUGAGAUGUGGGUGGAGCCAGAAGCAGCAGCAUAUACGCCUCCUCCAGCUAAAAAGCCACGCAAAAGCACAGCAGCUGAAAAACCCAAGGUCAAGGACAUUAUUGAUGAGAGGACACGAGAGCGGCUUAUAUAUGAAGUGAGACAAAAGUGCCGCAGCAUAGAGGACAUCUGUAUCUCUUGUGGAAGUCUGAAUGUUGGCCUUGAGCACCCUUUGUUUGCUGGAGGAAUGUGCCAGAGCUGCAAGAACUGCUUCCUAGAAUGUGCAUAUCAAUAUGACGAUGAUGGUUAUCAGUCUUAUUGCACCAUUUGCUGUGGAGGACGUGAGGUGCUCAUGUGCGGAAACAACAACUGUUGUCGGUGCUUCUGCGUGGAGUGUGUGGACCUCCUUGUUGGUCAAGGAGCCGCCCACGCUGCCAUCAAAGAGGACCCGUGGAACUGUUACAUGUGCAGUCAGAAGGGAGGGUUUGGUCUGUUGGAGCGUCGCACAGACUGGCCCAGCCGUCUCCAGCACUUCUUUGCAAAUAAUCAUGACCAGGAUUUUGAUCCACCAAAGCUUUACCCCCCAGUCCUGGUGGAGAAGAGGAAGCCCAUUCGUGUUCUGUCGCUAUUUGAUGGCAUAGCAACAGGGCUGCUGGUGUUGAAAGAACUUGGGAUCCAAGUGGAUCGCUAUGUAGCUUCUGAAGUGUGUGAAGACUCCAUCACAGUGGGUAUCGUCCGGCAUCAGGGUCGAAUCAUGUACGUCGGUGAUGUGAGGAAUGUCACACGCAAACAUAUUCAUGAGUGGGGUCCUUUUGACCUCAUUAUUGGUGGAAGCCCAUGCAAUGACCUCUCAAUAGUCAAUCCUGCUAGGAAGGGUCUUUAUGAGGGGACCGGCCGCCUUUUCUUUGAGUUUUACCGACUGCUCCACGAGGCCCGGCCAAAGGAAGGGGACAGCCGACCUUUCUUCUGGCUCUUUGAAAAUGUGGUUGCCAUGGGUGUCAGUGACAAGAGGGACAUAUCUCGCUUUCUAGAGUGUAACCCAGUGAUGAUCGAUGCCAAGGAGGUGUCUGCUGCCCACCGUGCUCGUUACUUUUGGGGUAACCUUCCAGGCAUGAACAGAAAGGGAGAAGAAGACACCAUGAGACUUCAACCAGGAAACUUAAAUACAAGCAAGCAACUCAGGCCUUUGACCGCCAUGUGCACUGACAGGCUGGACCUCCAGAACUGUUUGGAACACGGCAGAACAGCUAAGUUUGACAAGGUGAGGACCAUCACUACCAGGUCUAAUUCUAUCAAGCAGGGCAAGGACCAGCACUUCCCUGUCUACAUGAAUGAGAAGGAAGACAUACUUUGGUGCACUGAGAUGGAGAGGGUCUUUGGCUUCCCUGUCCACUACACGGAUGUGUCCAACAUGAGCCGACUGGCGAGGCAGAGGCUUCUGGGCAGGUCAUGGAGUGUCCCAGUUAUCCGCCACCUGUUUGCACCACUUAAAGAUUACUUUGCCUGUGUUUGAGCAACACAACAAGUUGCUCAAAACAUGCUCUAAAUCAUUUAGGAACUACAACUAUAUGUUGUGAUUAGAUAUAAGAGCCUUGAUCCUUAAAUUAUACUUUAGUAUAAUUUGGAAGCAAAACAGUGACGUAGACAUCAUAUUAUUUCUUGUAUUUGAAUUUAAUUCUUAUUCUAUUUAAUUUUUAUGUCAUUUUACCUUUUUAGCAGUGUUAUCAAGUAUUGAUGAUUUGUUUGUGCAAGCUAUACUUGAGACUAUGCUUUCUUCUCAAGACACUGAGACAUAUAAGUGCUGAACACAUUUUGUAAAAGAGAAGAUAAUGCGAUGGGAAACAUCAGACAGACAGGCCUUUUUUUUUAUUUUAUUUUUUUUUUAAAGAUAUGUGAAAUCUUUCCGCUGUGUGAGCGUACUGUAUGUCAAGGCUGCAAGAUCACCACCUGCAGUGCAGCCAUGCUUCCAGCUACUGAGCCUCACAGAGAUGUGAAGAAGAGGAAGGUGCUUUUCUUCAGUGUCGGGAGAGCCGUGUCUCUGAGAAUCCAAAAUGCCAGAUCACAUAUACCUCUUUGUUUACAGUUUCUACACACAACUGAAGGUAAUAAAGGUACUACUGUAAUAUGGUUACAAUACCAUGGUGCUCCAAGAUGAUGAGAAACAUCAUAGCCCAUGUGGCACUACGACUUAAGACAAUACAGUGCUCUUUAAACCUGUUGCUGGAAUAACUUGUGUUUAAUGUUUUUACAUUUUUAUGAAAAAUAUAGUCAGUUUUGUGCCGCUUUCUUCACUUCAGAAGAAACAUAAAGGUUACAUUGCAACAAAGAGCCUGUUCUCUUUUACAGCUUUUAUACCGUUUCUACUGGUGCUCAUUUAAACUCUCAGCCUUGCUACACUCAGGCUCACGGCCUGGUUCUGCACAGAGAGUGAAGCUAGCCACAUGGGAGGUGAUGUUUUCUGUCAUUCCCAAAAAAAAAAAGAAAAGAAAAAAAAAAAAGAAACAAGCAGACAAAAAAAAACUUCAAAGUCUGUGGUGAGCUACUUUUUUCUAGUUUCAUCCUGACUAAUGAUAUUACUGUACAACUGUUAGUAAGCGUGGCUGCUGGGGGGACGGUGACCAGACUGGGGGAGCAUCCUCCUCAGCAGCUUCUUCUUUAAACUGAAAACAUGUCAGGUGCAAAUCCUCAACAACAUGGUGCGGCUUCACUAAGUUCUUCUACUUUUUAUAGCAAUUUUGUGCUGUUUUAUCAACAUUAUAAAGCACUUUUGUAUGUAUACUUUCUUUUUUUCUUCAUUUGUUUUUAAAUAUUGGUUCUUGUGAAUUUUUUUGUUAGUUUUAUGAUGUGAAACUGAUCUACCCUCGUGUAAUACUUUUUGUAUACAGUAGGGCUGUGCCAAUAGAAGUGCAAGUAUGGCUUUUGAUAUGUGAAACUCGUGUUGACUGUACAGUAAGUGGAUUGACAUCGGUAAUCCCAAACUUCUUUCCUUUUUUCACUGUCAUCCAUUUCCUUGUCAGUUUUCAAGCAGCAACCCAGUAUGUUGCCACCAAAAUUCAAAGAAUGUCUAUUUCUAUUAAGAUUGUAAAAUGUAAGAGAGUUUAAGAGCAGAGUAGUCUGCUUUGUGUGAUAUUUUGUCCCUUGUGAAGGACGAUUGGGCCUCUGCUAUUCCCUUGAUAUGUUAUAGUGAUCAUGUUGGUAAAUUUUAAGUGCUGAUUCUAAGUUGGAUAACCAACUAAAUUCUCUUGAUUGUAACUUCAAAGCUAGAUAUGGAGGAUUUAGGCUGCAGUUUGUCAAAACAAAAAACUGGCAUAGUGUUUGACAAGAAUGUCGGCACUCAAAGAAAAGAGGCCAAUAAAAGCAGAUAUUAUUCCUAAUCUAUAUCAUAUUUAAGAUUCAAAAUUUUAAAUCUAAUUUCUUUAUGUAAUUCAUUUCUUAAGUGACCUUAUUGUCAUUGUAUUGUCCUCGGGCAUGAGGCUCACAAUGAGCUCCUGCUCUCAAUGAUAAUUUAACCAGAUGUUACUCCCCUAUUCCCCUCCUCCCCCUCCUCUCAUAACACUUAACAUCCCUUCAGUUUUGUACAUUUGUACAUAAUUUUCCGGGUGCUGUUCUGAUUUUUUUUUUUUUUUUUUUAUGAGAUGUACAAAUAUAAUUCUUUGCUAAUAUAUAUCAUAAAAAAAUCCUUAGGUUAAAAAGUAAAAAUCGAGUGAAAAUUUGAUUCAGAUCUUGCUUUAAGUGUUAGAUAUUGGGAGACUUCAAGCUUUUUUCAUACUGAUUUGUUUGUGUCAAGUGAAUCCAGAUGUAAUGUCUUGUGAGCUUAACAUUGGCUGAUGGACAUUAUUAAGAGGAACAGUCUUAGCUUCCCUGCACAGCCCUACAUAAUGCUGUUUUUUGGGUUUUCUGUUUUUUUUUUUUCCAGCUUGUUUCCUUUUGUAAGACUUUCAAAAGAGGGACUGUAGGUGUUUCCAAUGGUGCUAAACAUUUUAUCUAAUCAAGAAAAAUAUAUUUGAUUGGAAAAAAAUAAACAUGUCUUGACAAUGACUGUUUUAAGUUCCUUGUAGUAAUGGAAAAUAACUAUUAUUUCACUCAUAAAUAUUUUAACAAAGGCAUUUUAACUUUGUACUUGAAAACAUAAGGAUAACAAAUAAUGAAAGGUUUCUUAUAUUGUUUUAGACUAGAGAUUGCUGUAGUUGGUGCUUAUCUGUGGGAAAAUCGUGUGAGAAAAAAAAAACUUACUGUAGCAUAUUGUAUGCUUAAUGCGCAUUGCUUCUUAUUA